This is a messenger RNA of Ambispora leptoticha, 747 nucleotides long. The record is from the annotation of a GenBank genome assembly. NCBI's taxonomy places the organism in Eukaryota, Fungi, Glomeromycota, Glomeromycetes, Archaeosporales, Ambisporaceae.
AUGACAACCACUUAUUUUUCACCAACAGUUAAAGUGCCGGUGAUACAACCAACACACGUGUCAGAGGGUUCCUAUAAAAAGAUCGGAAAUGUAGACGCAUAUUGUGUCGGUCGCUCAAAUAACAAGAAAGCUGUCAUAGUGUCCCAUGAUAUGAUGGGAUUCAAUCCUCGAUCGGAACAAUUAUGUGAUAUAAUUGCUUCGCAGGGAUUUCAUGUAAUAAUGCCAUAUUUCUUCAACGAUGAGCCAUAUACAAUAGAACGCAUAAAACGCGAAGGAAAUUUUGAACGAUUUCUGUGGUUAUCACAAGCAGCACCACAAGAAUACGUAAAUAAAGUAAUUGACAUAAUAAUCACAUAUUUACGAUCAGAAGGAUACAGGGAAUUUGGUUUCUUUGGUGCAUCAUGGGGAGGGAAAUGCGCGGUUUUCGCUUCACAUAACUCAGCAUUUACCGCAGCGGUUCUUGUGCAUGUGCCGUGGUUAAAUGCAAACGAUUUUAAAGAUACACAGUGUCCGGUGGCAAUAUUGUCAUCAGGUGAUUUAAGAGAUUUGACACCAAUAGUUCAAGCUCUAAAAUCUACCAAACCAUUCGCACGUAAAAUUGUGCAUAAACGUUUUCCGGAAGCAAGGUAUGGAUGGGUUGGAGCACUCAGCAAUUACUCAAAUCCAAUGAUAGCCGAACUAAACACGGAGACGAUGCGAAUAGCAGUCACUUUUUUUCGAGAGAAUAUCGGCGUAAGGAAUUAUUAG